Molecule: messenger RNA, 285 nt
Organism: Trichoderma breve
Lineage: Eukaryota; Fungi; Ascomycota; Sordariomycetes; Hypocreales; Hypocreaceae
Product: s25 ribosomal protein domain-containing protein
Exons: 3
Coding region: 1-285 (94 amino acids)
Cellular component (GO): cytosolic small ribosomal subunit
Molecular function (GO): structural constituent of ribosome
Source: RefSeq, a predicted model, not a curated record
AUGGCGCCUGCAGCUGGAGCAAAGAAGCAAAAGAAGAAGUGGUCCAAGGGCAAGGUCAAGGACAAGGCCCAGCACGCCGUCCUGCUCGACAAGACCAUCUCCGAGAAGCUCUACAAGGAUGUCCAGUCUUACCGCCUCGUCACCGUCGCCGUCCUGGUCGACCGAAUGAAGAUCAACGGCUCCCUCGCCCGCCAGUGCAUCCGCGACCUCGAGGAGAAGGGCAUGAUCAAGCCGGUCAUCACUCAUAGCAAGAUGAAGAUCUACACCCGUGCCAUCGGCGAGUAA